AUGCUCGCUCAAAUAAUUUUAACCCAUUGGCAGGGCCCAAUCAAGGUGAAAGCCGGGCGGAAAUUCACGAUCAAAAUCCCCUUCGAAGCAAAUCCAGGCGCAUCAAUUCGAUGGAUAAGGGAUGAUGGAGCAAAUGGGGCUCGGACGAUUCCGUCAGAAUUCAAAAUCUACUCCAGCUCUGACAGUACAUCACUGUACGUCUCGUCGCCCGAACUAGACGACAGCGGAAGCUACAGUAUUCAGCUGCUCGAUGGGAAUUACCGGGACUUCGUAAAAUUACAUCUUCUAGUGGUAAAUGUUCCUGGCCCGCCGCUCGAGCCAACGAUCUUGCAAGUGGUCUCGAAUACAGUCGAGUUACAGUGGAAGCCUCCGAGAAGCGACAGUAAUAGCGCCAUAACUGGAUAUUUGGUGGAAAAGCGCGAUGAACGCAGCGAUGAUUGGUUCGUCGUCUACGACCGCGUCCGUCAAAGCUGCUGUUCCAUCUGCUCCCUCGUCGUGGGAAACAACUACUUCUUCCGCAUCAAAGCCAUCAACGAUGUCGGCGUCGGUGUUCCCGUCGAAGUCGGCCCAGUUUGCAUUCCAAAGCCUGCGCCCGUGGAUUUGAGUCUCUAUGCGCCGCAAUUGUCAAACUGGGCAGAAAUGAUUCCUCCCCAGGAGAGGCCUCAAAAGCCGGAGUUUACUACUCCGCUCAAUACUCGAACCCUUGUCGUUGGAUACAGUGGCACCCUUACCUGUGCCAUUCGCGGUUUCCCUCGCCCAACAAUCAGAUGGUUCAAAAACUCCAUCGAGGUGACCACCCACCCCCGAUUCCGCGCCAGCUGGGGCCAAGGAAUCAUUCAGCUCGAAAUCCUUCGUUCCUCCUUGUCCGACGCGGGAACGUACACUUGCUUCGCGCAAAACGCGUUUGGAGAAGCCGCCGUCACUGCUGAUGUCUUUGUUCGUCAACCAACAAUAAUGAACUGUUCAAAAAUAUGA
Molecule: messenger RNA, 975 nt
Organism: Oikopleura dioica
Lineage: Eukaryota; Metazoa; Chordata; Appendicularia; Copelata; Oikopleuridae
Source: the annotation of a GenBank genome assembly